CAACCUGUUUAGGAAUUAAAAUGCUAUAAAUACAGAGAGAUAACACCCGAAACUUUAAAAGGGAAUCAGGCUGUCCAAACAAGUACUUCGUUAGAGUUAAAGGAUCAUGUAUUUGACUGGCAUACUAUUUGCGCUUGCUGUAUGCUACGUGCAUACGUAUCGAAUUGUUGAUGUUGGAAAUGGUAAGAUUCAUAUCCUUAAGGUGAAGCAAGAUGUCACUUUAGAAAGAGGAUCAACAAAUUUCAAUCGUCUUCCCUAUCUGAUCAUCGGACGCCAUCCACGAUAUCCUUUAAAGCGUUCUCUGGUCCAGUUUGAGAAUUUGAGAACUUCCUGUCCUGCCAACAAAAUAAAGUUUGCAAAGAUGUACCUAUACUAUGUGUACGCUCACAAAGCGAGUUUCCAAUCAGUUCGAAAAACACCGUUCCUUUCGCGAAAUAUAAUUAUUCACCGUGUUUUGAAAUCAUGGAGUGAACGUGCAGCUACAAGCAUAUAUCGUGUUGGAAAACUCGGGUGGUUUUCAAAAUAUCUGAAUCUUGGAAGAGACGCUGUGGCUAGUCGUCAAUAUCCUGUAACACGAUUGCACACAGCCCGUCCACCUGGCUGGAUGGAAUUUGACGUCAGAAAAGCAAUACUUGCAUGGAAGCGUGGACGUCCAAACUUUGGUCUGUUGAUCCGUGUGCAGAAGGAGAACGUUUUGGGAAGAGAUAUCCGUUUUGCAAGUAAUAAUCACCGAAAUGUAAAAUUACACGCCAAAAUCCAUGUUUUGUGUCGUUAUUAAACUCAAUAACAUGCCGAAGUGCGUGUUUCAGUUGACAAUUAAUUUCUUUAAAUUGUUCUCUAAAAUAAACAUAUUUGUUAUCUUAGUGGUUUUGUUUCUGUUAAGAUUGUACCAAUGUUA
Hydractinia symbiolongicarpus is the source of this 898-nucleotide messenger RNA. RefSeq lists its product as uncharacterized. Lineage: Eukaryota; Metazoa; Cnidaria; Hydrozoa; Anthoathecata; Hydractiniidae. The record is from RefSeq and is a predicted model, not a curated record. The transcript is spliced from 2 exons. Bases 107 to 778 code for a protein of 223 amino acids.